Abrus precatorius (Indian licorice) is the source of this 1853-nucleotide messenger RNA. RefSeq names its product transcription factor EGL1-like. The record is from RefSeq and is a predicted model, not a curated record. Bases 12 to 1853 code for a protein of 613 amino acids. Lineage: Eukaryota; Viridiplantae; Streptophyta; Magnoliopsida; Fabales; Fabaceae. The transcript is spliced from 8 exons.
AGCAUGAGAAGAUGCACAAGAACCUAAGCACUCAACUAGCUGUUGCAGUGAGAAGUAUUCAGUGGAGCUAUGGAAUUUUCUGGGCACCUUCAACCACUCAACAAAGGGUAUUGGAAUGGAGGGAUGGAUACUAUAAUGGAGACAUUAAGACAAGAAAAACAGUACAAAGCAUGGAAAUGAAGGCUGAUAAAAUAGGCUUGCAAAGGAGUGAACAACUGAAGGAACUAUAUGAGUUUCUUCUUGUAGGUGAAGCUGACACACAAACCAAAAGGCCUUCUGCUGCAUUAGUUCCAGAAGAUCUCUCAGAUUCAGAGUGGUAUUACUUGGUUUGCAUGUCCUUUGUCUUCAAUGACAACCAAAGUUUGCCUGGAAGAGCACUAGAAAUUGGUGACACUGUGUGGUUAUGCAAUGCUCAACAUGCGGAUAACAAAGAUUUCUCUCGUUCCUUGCUUGCGAAGAGUGCGUCAAUUCAGACAGUGGUGUGUUUUCCCUAUCAAGGAGGUGUUAUUGAGAUAGGCACAACUGAACUGGUUGCUGAGGAUCCUAAUCUCAUACAACAUGUUAAGGCUUGCUUCUUAGAAAUCUCAAAGCCUAUUUGCUCUGAUAAGUCCUCAUCUACUCUCGAUAAACCUCAUGAUGACAAAUAUCCAACAUGCACCAAAGGUGAUCCUAGGAUAUUAGAUACAAUGACUUUGGAAAACUCAUGUUCACAUGAAGAAGAAAUCAAAUUUGAUCAUGAUCCUAUCAAUGAAUUUCAUGAUGAUGACAAUGAAGAUUCUAACGCUAUGGACGAAUCAAUGAUUGAGGGCAUUAAUGGUGGGCACUCUCAAGCUCAAUUUGUGAAUGAUGCCUUGAUCAUUGGUGCCCCAGAUUCCCUUAGUUCUUGUGAUUGUAUGCAUGAAGCUUCUGAGAAGCAAGGCAGGGCUUCCAAGAGUGUAAGCCAAGUUCAACUAAGGGAAUUUCAAGAUUGUAAUCACUCAAACAGAAGCUUUUUGGAUACUGGAGCAGAUGAAGACUUGUAUUACACAAGAACACUUUGUGCUGUUCUGGGAAAUUCAUCAAUUUUUAAACCAAAGCCAUGUGCUGGUGACUCAAAUUAUAAAUCUAGUUUUGUGAAAUGGAAUAAAGAAACAGUUUCUGCAUGGAAGGGACCGAGGUUUCAACAAAGCAUGUUAAAGAAGACUUUGUUAAAGGUCCCUUUUAUGCAUAGAAAUUGCUCCUCUCUCAAGUCACAGAAAGAAAAUGAGAGAAUGAAAUGGACUAGUAAAUUGGAAAAUACUGAUAGUUUCAUGGGAAAUGCCUUCUCUGAUAAAAAAUUAGAACUUAAAAGCUAUGAGGUGGAUAAGAUUUCAAUUCUAGGAGACACAAUUAAGUACUUGAAAGAGUUAGAGACAAGAGUAGAAGAGCUAGAAUCUUAUAUGAAUAUUGCUGAUUCUGAAGCAAGAACCAAAAGAAAAUGUCUUGAUGUACUAGAGCAGAUGUCAGAUAAUUAUGGUGCCAGAAAGAUUUGCAUGGGAAUGAAACCUUGGAUAAACAAGAGGAAGGCUUGUGAUAUAGAUGAGAUAGACACAGAUAUAGAUAGAGUUGUUUCUGAAGAAGCUAAGUCACUGGAUGUUAAAGUCAACAUGAAGGAGCAAGAGGUUCUGAUUGAGAUGAAAUGUCCUUACAGGAAACACGUAUUGUAUGAUAUCAUGGAUACCAUUAACAAUCUGCAUUUAGAUGCUCACACGGUUGAAUCAUCAACAUUUGAUGGUGUUUUCACAUUGACACUUAAAACUAAGUUUCGAGGAGCAGCAACAGCACCCAUUAGGAUGAUCAAAGAAGCACUUUGGAAAGUAUCUGGAAAUAUUUGA